Austrofundulus limnaeus is the source of this 2503-nucleotide messenger RNA. Its product is annotated as phosphoinositide 3-kinase regulatory subunit 6. Gene Ontology annotation, cellular component: phosphatidylinositol 3-kinase complex, class IB. Gene Ontology annotation, molecular function: 1-phosphatidylinositol-3-kinase regulator activity. NCBI's taxonomy places the organism in Eukaryota, Metazoa, Chordata, Actinopteri, Cyprinodontiformes, Rivulidae. The record is from RefSeq and is a predicted model, not a curated record. Gene Ontology annotation, biological process: positive regulation of MAP kinase activity; G protein-coupled receptor signaling pathway.
GGCGAGAGCUCUUCAAGUGGUUCCGAACCAGCUCUGUGUCAGACAGCUUCUCCUGCCUCAACCAGGACCAGGACGACUUCGAGGUGGACGAACCGACCUGCAGCGCGAUGUCGGCGGACAUGGCGCGCUUCUCCAUCAUGUCCAACGARAGCGGCAUCGAAAGGGACCUGCCCUCCAGCUUUGACACAUCUCCAACUACCUCUCAGGACAACCCCUGCUUAAGUUCAUCYUGGGAAAAAAGUGAACAAGAUCCGGUGAGGCUGUCUCGGCGAAAAUGCAUUAAACUCAAACUGUCUGCAAAAGAUGGCAUAGCGCUCAUGCAAGAUGCCCUGGAGGACCAAGCCAACAUCACAGGAGCUAGAGGGAAGGGAGGAAGGGCCACCCUCCAGAGGCAGGCAGGGGCUAGCAUGAUGCAGAACCACUUCCCAAAGCAGCAGAGACACUUUACUGCCAGGAUAGUUGUCCUGGGGGACGACCGGGUGGUGGGCCGCCUAGCUAAGGCCUAUUACCAUUACAGGAAAAGAGAAGCUCGGCGACUUUGUCUCACAAUGAAAUUCAACCUCCAGUUUUACUACAUUCCUGUCCGGGCAGCUUCAGCUCUCACUUCCUCUGCAAAGGUAAAACUUCAUCAGACCAAGGGGAACCCCUGCACUCUUGGUUCUUACUUGAGCAACGUGGACCCGUGGUACAACUGUAACAUCAACAGUUUGGGCAGCACCAUUCAUAAACUGGCUAAAAUGCAUCAGUUGAACCCUGGGAUACCAAAAGACCCCUUCAUCUCUGACGUCAUUUCCUACUACGUCCGCACCGGCCAGCAGCCCGUCUACUUCACCAUCUACUUUGUGAAGAUUACAUUUACCAGUGAAACAAAAGAGCCUGUGGAAGAUGUCUUCCUUACCCAUCUGGAGUUGGACUUCCCAGAAUUCAGACAAAUCCCAGCUUCAGUUAGAGAUAAAAAGAAGAGCUCAGCUGAAGUCUGUGGAGCUGUUYUCUCUAUGAAUUACAAAAAGGUGACAUUAAGUGGCCGAGAUGUUGAUGUAGGACUUUCAGUUCGAACGUCAGGUGCUGUGAUCAGUGCCAUUCCCUACAAUGAAGCAGAAGAUUUGAACUGUUUGACUCUGACGCUGAACGAAGCUCCAACAAAAACAAAAAACCAAAGUGUGAGCCAUCUACAACAGAAAUCAAAGAUUCGGACCAYUAAUAUUAAAAUUCGUACUUUGGAGAAACGAUCUUUUACUCUGACUCUGGACAGAGAAAGUCGGAGGGCCUACAGAGAUGUCCAGAGCGUCGAGAUCUGCCCUUGUCUGGAUCCCGGAUACCGUGUUCAGAAAACUGUGAGGUCCAGAUUCAGCUUGGGAGGAGAGAAGGACGCUGGACUCACUAAGUACAUGAGCAAAGCCCUUCCUCUACCAAUUAACACAUUUGCUGGCAUCAUCAACUGACGUCCCACCAUCCUCGCUGCGCUUCGAGCUGGACCGAGGCUCCUCUGACCAAUGGGACACAUGAAGGAACAAAAGAAAUCCUCUUUGAAACUUAAGCUGCUUCUGGAACCCAAAGACUUCCCACCUGUCUGUCUGUUUCCACUGAUUAAUUUAUGAUCAACUUAUAACUUAUAAGCAACAGACCCAGUAAGAUGACUGAACACUGACAGUGGUGACAAAUCAUGACAGCUGGUUUUACAGAAACUGUUUCACUCCCAGUGCAUACUUUAACCAUGACGCACAGUCAUUAACUGGAUCUUUACAUAUUGGCAAAGAACAAUAUCUCUUGUGGUAACGGAGCAACCAGCAGAGAUGAUGAAGCUAAUAUGCAGCCGCAGUGAAAGCAGACGACCCCGCUGAGCUGCAGGGUCAGCGCUGAGGGGCGGGGUCAGCGCUGAGGGGCGGGGUCAGCAUGAAUCAUAUUCUAAACGGUGCUUCAGUUUGCUUGAGAUGGAGUCGAUGCACUUGUUGCUCGGCUCGCUCCGGAGCAGUGUUAUCGACACGUGGUGCCGCUGGGAGAGACACCCACCGCCGUCCAGAAAUGUCCAAACAAGGGGUCCCAGUUUGCAAACAAAAAUGCAGAGGUCUCUUUUAGGGUGAGUGGGUUAGCACUUCAAUUCAGCCAGCAGAAACAGAGCAACUUGCUGCAGUUUUAAGGACUGGAACUCUGCACUUUUUUUUUUGUUUGAAAUGAGAAAGCUGAGAAGUAAAACAACUAAAAAUAAAUAAAAAAAAUGUUCAGCCACCUUUUCUGAAAAAGACAGCAAAGAGAGCAUGUCCUGUUUUAAACAUGGAACAGAUAAAUGAUGCUUAUUAAUCAUGAUGUGAUCAUCUACAUCUGUUUCAGAUAUAUCAUUUGAAAAGUUGAUUUCUUUUAAACACUUGUGAGCAGGCUUUUUAAAUGUACACCCCCACAGCCAUAAUGUCCAUCUGUAACGACCUCAGGAACAGGAUCUGAUGUGUAAUUAGUUGGACGAUAAAUAUCUGACAUUUUAAGUGUGUGUGUGUGUGUGUGUGUGUGU